Messenger RNA from Paramecium sonneborni, 1331 nucleotides. NCBI's taxonomy places the organism in Eukaryota, Ciliophora, Oligohymenophorea, Peniculida, Parameciidae. The record is from the annotation of a GenBank genome assembly.
AUGUCAUAGGUGUAAAUUUUAACUUAUAUAGAAUAGUCCAUUGGUAAGGGAGCUUUUGGUAAAGUAUAUCGUGGUCUUCAUAGACCAACUCAAUAACGAGUAGCUAUUAAAAUACUUGAAAAAAGUCGUAUAGAAUAACCUGAAGAUUUCAUACGUAUCUAACGGGAGAUUCAUAUUCUUCGUAAAUUAAGACAUCCAAAUAUUGUCUAAUUAUAUGAGAUUCUUGAAUCAGAAUCCAAAAUUUAUUUGAUCAUGGAAUUUGUAAGUGGAGGAGAACUCUUUUAACAUAUAGUUAAAAAUAAUAAAUUAUCAGAAUAAGAUGCUGCUCCUUUUUUCUCUUAAAUUAUUGAAGCUAUUGAAUAUUUACAUUCUCUUAAAGUUGCUCAUAGAGAUCUCAAACCUGAAAAUCUUUUACUUGAAAAUGACAUUCUUAAAGUUGUUGAUUUUGGAUUAAGCAAUAUAUAUACAGAUCUUUUAAAUACCCCUUGUGGAUCACCUUGUUAUGCAGCUCCAGAAAUGGUUUCCGGAUAAAAAUAUUAAGGAAUCAAAACUGAUAUCUGGGCUAGUGGAGUUAUACUUUAUGCUAUGAUUUGUGGCUAUGUACCUUUUGAAGAUUAAAAUACAAGAAAAUUGUAUGAAAAAAUCAAAUAUUCUGAUUUUUCACGUCCUUCUCAUUUAAGUGGAUAGGUCUUAGAUCUUUUAAAUGGAUUACUUCAUAAAAAUCCCUAAGAUAGAAUGUCUAUCGCAAAAAUAAAGAUGCAUCCAUUUAUUAGGUAAUAUAUUUUAAAUCUAUAGCUUUUAGUAAGUAUUCAUAUUCUAUAAUCUUGUACAAGACUUUAGCUAUCAAUUCAGAAAUUGUGAAAUAAUUAGAAAUGGUUGGUAUUGACGGUUAAAAAUGUAAAGAGAUGAUUUUAAAUAAUAAACAUAAUGCAAUCACUACAUCAUAUCAUCUUUUAAAUAAAUACUAAAAACCCUAAACUUAAUAAGUUUAAAGAGUUCGAACUCAUUAAAGCAUAAAAUCUACUGUUGAAAGACUAUAACAAUCAACCGAACGCCGUCCUAAUUCUAGUACAUAUCAUACAAAAACAAAAUCAUCAGAAAAUAAUUAUCAAACAGCUAUGAAAAUUCAGAGAGGGUUUGAAAAUAGAAUUUCAGAAAGACCUAAAUCAACAGAGAGAAGAAUAAGUACAGAAAUAGGUAGAUAAGAAAAAAACAAAAGUUAUCAUGAAUUAAAAGAAAAUAAUGUUCCCCGUAAAUCACAUGCUUCAAAACCAAGUAAAUCACCUGUAAUGUAUACAGAAUAUAGACUAAAAACAACCAGAAUUAUGUGA